UAACAAUUUAUACUAAUGAAAUGAAUUUCAAAAUUAGCUGAGACUCAAACGGAGUGCCACUAAGUGUAUAUUUGUGAGAUAUAUGAAUAGGUAACAUACCUAUUGCCAUAGGAUAACCUAAUUUCAGAAACGAAGCUUAGGUCAGCCUACAAUGUACGUCCCUGACUACUCCAAAUACGACGACGAGUAUCUCUCCGACUACAAGGAGACGGAAAACAUCGACACAGGACCUCCCUUCCAGGACAUCCCGGUGACGGAGACGGAGUCCGAGAACGAACCCCCGGGACCCCCUCCUGUCAUUGUAUACCGUAAAGAAUGGGGAGCCCUGGAGGAGCUUCGGGAACAAAGAACAUUCACCUUCCCAGUAGAGAACGUCAUAUACUCCUAUACUGAGACUGACGUUUGCAACACAAGGGCUGAAUGUAUCCAAGCCAUGAAGGAUAUGCAGAAGAAACACAUGGAACAAGGGUAUCCUGAUAUAAAGUUCAAUUUCGUCCUUGGCGGCGAUGGAAAGGUGUACGAAGGCACCGGAUGGUACGUCAGAGCUCCACUGAACGAACAAUACCCUAGCUUGGAGGGUCAACAUAUAGAGUUUGCUCAUACUGGAAGACGACAUGAUUUUCCCGACCGUGAAAAGGUGAAGCUGAUCAACCGUUUGUACGACUACGGAAUAGAAACAAAACAUAUUGCAAGUGAUUCCCGAGUCUGCAUCGACUACAUGUGGCCAACCUCCUAAAUGGGACCUUAGAAUGAUUUUAAAUAAAUAAACCUCUUGUCUAACGCAUA
Macrosteles quadrilineatus (aster leafhopper) is the source of this 786-nucleotide messenger RNA. RefSeq names its product peptidoglycan-recognition protein 1-like. The transcript is spliced from 4 exons. The record is from RefSeq and is a predicted model, not a curated record. Gene Ontology annotation, molecular function: zinc ion binding; N-acetylmuramoyl-L-alanine amidase activity. Gene Ontology annotation, biological process: peptidoglycan catabolic process. The coding region runs from base 152 to 736 and encodes 194 amino acids. Lineage: Eukaryota; Metazoa; Arthropoda; Insecta; Hemiptera; Cicadellidae.